This is a messenger RNA of Phycomyces blakesleeanus NRRL 1555(-), 591 nucleotides long. RefSeq lists its product as hypothetical. NCBI's taxonomy places the organism in Eukaryota, Fungi, Mucoromycota, Mucoromycetes, Mucorales, Phycomycetaceae. The record is from RefSeq and is a predicted model, not a curated record. The coding region runs from base 1 to 591 and encodes 196 amino acids. The transcript has a single exon.
AUGGCAACACUAAACUCUGUUGGAGCUUGUCGUUCUGGUUUUUCUCUGCUGCUCAGUUCACGACUGUAUAAGACUUUUGUUUGCCCAAAGUUAGAAUAUGUUUUGGCUAUUUCCACUCUGCUGAAGCAAGAUAUUAAAGUUCUGGAGUCUAUUCAAGAUAAGUGUCUUCGCAUGAUUGUUGGGGGGCAUGCCACGUCCUUUACAAUUGUGUUGAAGCACAUCUGCAAUCUACCAAGUAUGAAGUUUCGUGCAGAUGUUCUCAAAGCUAAAUUUUGUAUCAGAUCACGCUUUCUGCCUGCCCAGUUCCUUCUGUCUCUUUUACACCGCCAUCAUACCAUCUAUUCUUCACUUGUCUCCUUGGGAAAAAACAACCUUCUGUCACAUCUCCCUCCAACACUCAAACUUCGAAGCCCUAGUGCUGUAAAAAAUCAUUUUGAAAGCAUUAGAGAAGCUGGAUUUGCAACCUUUCUCCAGUCCAAUACACAAGUUCUCAUUCAAGCAUGCUGCCCAGUUCUUGGAGUUGAUCCAAUCUUGUUUUUGCCAGCCUCAUGUGUGGAACGUGGCUGUUUGAUUCGUUGGAGAAUGAGAUAG